Molecule: messenger RNA, 510 nt
Organism: Caenorhabditis remanei
Lineage: Eukaryota; Metazoa; Nematoda; Chromadorea; Rhabditida; Rhabditidae
Exons: 5
Coding region: 1-510 (169 amino acids)
Source: RefSeq, a predicted model, not a curated record
AUGGAGAGUCCAAAACCGGUCAACAGUACUAAUGACAUUGACUUGUCACAAAUCGAGGAACAGUUGAAGCAAGAGUGGAUCAAGCUCGGAAAGUCCCCAUCGGAAUUGUAUCCUCUCUUUGAACCAGCUAGACUGUCUGCAUCUCGAGCACCACAAGUUCCAAAAAGACCUCAUCAACUUCUUUCGACUUCUAUAAUUCCGGCUAACUAUCUGCUUCUUGUGGCUCGAGGAAACAAGAAAACAAGUAUGGGCGCCUGGGAUAAAUACGAAGUGGUGGAGUUUAUCAAGCUGUUCCUUAACACCGACACCGCCACCUCCACUAUUCAAGUAUUCUUAAAGGAAGGUGUCACUGGGGAGAUGCUGGAAUGCUGGGCUUCUCAUCGAGAAUAUGAGCUCACAAUCCACAAGGUAUUAGGAGUGCCAAUAGGAGACACUUUUCAGAUUCUCAACCAAGCGAAGCUGGUAAUAAACUAUUAUGCCAGACUCCACUUUGGAAAAUAUUUGGAAUAA